UUAUUGAUCUCGGAGACUUGGUCAUUAGCAAGUAACGGCUCUGGUGGAUGUUGACUUGCCGUACACUAUCCAGGGGGACUUGAAAGAACCAGUCGUCCACUCGAACAAGAAGGCAUUCAGCGGAAAACGAUUGUCUGAAAGAUAACCCCAAGUGAGUUGUUAUUGUAGGACGCGGAUGGUUCAGUCGUCGAUAGGAUGAAGCUAUUUCAUCUGUCGAACAUUUCAAGAAUUCAUCUAUGAUUCGAUUCAGAAGAAAAUAAAUAGCUAGGUGUGGGGCAAUGAACAGCAGUGUCGUGAAGGUGAGUGACCUCCUCUCUCCUGCGUCAGUCUCCCUCGCAGUCGCCAUCUUGAUCUGCGUGUGCCUUGUGGCCUCGGUAGGCAACGUCAUGCUGUUGGUGACGGUGUGGCACACGAAGCGGCUGAGGAGGACGUUGUACAUCCUUCUGACCAACUUCUUCAUCGCCGAUCUCGUGUUCGUCUGCAUCGUCCACCCUCUCAACAUCGCCACCUUCCUUGCAGACGGGCCUCCCUUCGGAUAUGUCGUCUGCUAUUUAAAAACGUACAUCACCUACGGGACCAUCAGCACGUCUGCUUGUAGUCUCACGUCUGUGGCAGUGUACCGACUUCUACAAAUCUGUUACAACCAUAUCUACAUCCGGGUCAUUUCAUGGAAGUGGUUACUAUGUGUGUCCAUUUGUCUAUGGGUGACACCUGUCGCCUUCUGCGCAGGAUUUGGCGGCUCUGUUAACUACGACCCCCUGAAGUAUUCCUGUGCAUACACGAACCCCACGCUGACGUACAUCCUUGUGUGUUGCCUAUACCUCCCCCUGAUAUUCACCGUUGUCUACUGCUACGUCAGAAUCUACCUCUUCACAAAGAAGUCACGUCAGCGGGUGGAAGUCCACUCGAAUCAAGUUCAAACCAAUAUGUCGGCCUCGUCCAUAUUAGCCAAAAAAAGAGAUGACGUCGUCUUCAAGAUGAUGCUUGUGAUAUUCACGGAGAUCCUCUUCUUCUAUGUGUUCCCAGGUGUUCUGAUCUCCUUGUUGAACAUUGUACCGCCUGCAUCUAGACCGGGAGUAACCUUGGCUUCGGUUCUCUUGUUUCGCAUCCGACCCUGUGUCAACUUCACAGUCUGUUUGCUCACGAACAUGGAGUUGCGGCUCGACCUACUGGACUGUCUCAAGUGCGGAAGAAGACUUCAGACUCACUCUCCAAAUAACCAAAGCUAGGUAUCACAACUGUUGUUAAUCCAGUCAAGGGACAUGAACACUAUGAUUUGUAACUGCUCCUUGUGACUACUCCUGACAUUGUCAACGUUUGGUGUUUACGACAUCGUGACGACCGUAUAAUCAUGUGUGUGCAAAGCCUGUUAUAAAUUCCUUGUUGUCUGAAAUAUUAUAUUGUUUUUUUAUUUUAUGAGAGACGUCGUACUACAUCCAAUUGACUUUCCCCCUGAUUUCCUGCAGCGUCACUUAGGCGGGCCAGGAUCCGAAGAUCGCAGACUUACACUGAUUAUGGCCCUUGGUUUAUCAGCACCUACUGUGUACUCGUGGGUUUCACCAAAGUAGUAAACGUCUAAGACCUGUGCCAAUUUGGACUUUCCACCCACAGUAGGCUGACACGCCGUCAUAUCACUGAAGUACUGCUGGACGCGGCUUAUAACCAACCUGAUGAACUGUGUUACUACCAUCACUGUUCCUUAAGAACAAUGCACCUGUACAUAAGUCUGUUGUCGUCAUGAAUGUGGCUUUAUAUUCAUUUCACAUCCAAAGUUUACACCACACAUGGCACCGUCGUCCCAAACUGUGUUACUACCAUCACUCGUUUCUCUUGCUCUGUCCAGGCUCUAGGGUGUGUCACGACCCACUCAAUAUAAACUUGUUUAUUCAUUUUGAGAAUUAUCGUCAUCAUGUUCUCCUAUAUCACCAUUAGAUUAGAUUCGCGAGUGGUAAAGU
This is a messenger RNA of Haliotis rufescens (red abalone), 1955 nucleotides long. Its product is annotated as melatonin receptor type 1A-like. Gene Ontology annotation, molecular function: G protein-coupled receptor activity. The transcript has 3 exons. Gene Ontology annotation, biological process: G protein-coupled receptor signaling pathway. Bases 279 to 1229 code for a protein of 316 amino acids. The record is from RefSeq and is a predicted model, not a curated record. Lineage: Eukaryota; Metazoa; Mollusca; Gastropoda; Lepetellida; Haliotidae. Gene Ontology annotation, cellular component: membrane.